Molecule: messenger RNA, 1605 nt
Organism: Andrographis paniculata
Lineage: Eukaryota; Viridiplantae; Streptophyta; Magnoliopsida; Lamiales; Acanthaceae
Product: probable serine/threonine-protein kinase PIX13
Exons: 6
Coding region: 74-1384 (436 amino acids)
Biological process (GO): protein phosphorylation
Molecular function (GO): ATP binding; protein kinase activity
Source: RefSeq, a predicted model, not a curated record
AUCGAAUUCAUAUCAUUGAUGCUCUGUCUGUUCUGGAUUCUAAUCAGAGAGAGCUUAGCUACCUGCAACUGCAAUGGGGAUUUGCUUCAGUUCAGCUGCCGUAGAUCACGAUCAUGGCCCUCCCUCCACAACACAAUUCACUUCAGGGGCAAUUUCGCAGACGACGACGACAGUGAGCAGCAACACGACAUCUUCUUCAUCAGGCAGCAGCAGCAGCAUCGAUGUUUCUGGAAACAGCAAAUUCUCGGCGGCGAGUGGGACCGGCGAUCAAAGCCGAGCUCCGGUGGGGCAGAUGUUGCCUCAGCCGAAUUUAAGGGUUUUCUCAUUCUCCGAACUCAAAACCGCCACCAGGAACUUCCGAAGCGACACCGUUUUGGGAGAAGGCGGAUUCGGUAGGGUUUACAAAGGCUGGCUCGACGUCAAAAAUGGAAGUAGUAACAGUGGAACUGUCAUAGCUGUUAAGAAGCUCAAUUCUGAAAGUAUACAGGGGUUUCAAGAAUGGCAGUCUGAGGUUAAUUUUCUUGGGAGGCUUUCACAUCCUAAUCUGGUUAAGCUUUUGGGGUACUGUUGGGAGGAUAAGGAAUUGCUUCUUGUCUAUGAAUUUAUGCAAAAAGGAAGCUUAGAGAAUCAUCUUUUUGGAAGGGGAUCGGCAGUGCAGCCGCUUUCGUGGGAUAUUAGGCUUAAGAUACUGAUUGAUUCGGCUCGCGGUCUCGCGUUCUUGCACGCUUCGGAUAAGAAAGUUAUAUACAGAGACUUCAAGGCUUCGAACAUUUUGCUCGAUGGGUCAUAUAAUGCCAAGAUAUCGGAUUUUGGCCUCGCGAAACUUGGCCCGACAGCUAGUAGAUCGCACGUGACGACGCAGGUCAUGGGCACAUACGGCUAUGCAGCUCCCGAGUAUGUUGCCACAGGCCACUUGUACGUGAAGAGCGACGUGUAUGGUUUUGGCGUGGUUUUGGUGGAAGCGCUGACAGGGCUGCGCGCGCUCGACACAAAUCGCCCCGCCGGGCGACACAAUCUGGUUGAUUGGAUAAAGCCAUUGUUAGCCGACAGGAGGAAGUUGAAGAACAUUAUGGAUUCGCGUCUGCAAGGAAGGUAUCCGUCGAGGUCUGCGCUGCAAAUAGCUCAGCUUGCUCUCAACUGUCUUGAAAAUGAACCUAAGAACAGACCAUCGAUGCAAGAAAUCGUUGAGACAUUGGCGAACAUAGAUUCUGCCAACGAGAGGCCUCGAGAGCCCAGAAGGGCGCAACAUUCCAGCCACCGAGCAGCGGCUGACAGAUCAUCAUGCAGACAGCAGCAACUGCAUCAUCAAUCUCCUCUGCGGCAUCAUCCUCCGAGGAGCCUGCAGCAAGAAAAUCAGGCCUAUCCGUUACCAUCGCUCACGUAAUUCGAUCAUUUUCGUCGAAUGGUUUCUUUCAUCUUGUAAUUCUUUUUACCAUGGUGGCUAUUAGAUGUUCCUGUCGUAGAUUUCAACACAGAAAGUGUUGAAGGAUUUGUUCUUGUAUGUAUGGAUCUAUUAAUACUACUAGCUAGCUAAAUCUGGUUGAGGUAUUUGAUGUUAAUAUCUAUAUUAUUAAUUCAGAAUGGAAAGGUUUUUUUGCAGGCUCA